Agelaius phoeniceus (red-winged blackbird) is the source of this 2337-nucleotide messenger RNA. The record is from RefSeq and is a predicted model, not a curated record. NCBI's taxonomy places the organism in Eukaryota, Metazoa, Chordata, Aves, Passeriformes, Icteridae.
AUGAGCGGGCUGCGGCGGCUGUUCCGCGGCAGCGGGCGGGCCCUGGCCCUCGUGUUCGCCGCCUCGGUGGCCUGGCUGCUGCUCGACAUGGCCGCGCUCCGCCUCUCGCUCGGCGAGGCGGGCGGGCGGCUGCUGCGGGAGGCGCCCCGCGCCGUGGGCACCACUCUGCGGGCAACGCCACAGGGAGACGUGGAAAGCACAGAGAACUUGCUGAAAAAAGCAGUGACCGUGCACACGCUGCGACUGCCACUGCUGGGGCCACUGCCGGGGCUGGCCGGAGCCGGACGCUGGGGACGACACCAGGAGCAGCCCCUGGAGCGGCUGGCACUGGCCAGGAUGAGCAGCAGCAGCGGGGAGCAGCUCCUGGAGCAGCUGGCACUGAACAGGAUGGGGAGGAACAGCGGGGAGCAGCCCCUGGAGCGGCUGGCACUGGCCAGGAUGAGCAGGAACAGCGGGGAGCAGCUCCUGGAGCGGCUGGCACUGACCAGGAUGAGCAGGAACAGCAGGGAGCAGCUCCUGGAGCAGCUGGCACUGGCCGGGAUAUGCAGGAGCAAAGGGGAGCAGCUCCUGGAGCGGCUGGCACUGGCCGGGAUGGGCAGGAACAGCGGGGAGCAGCUCCUGGAGCAGCUGGCACUGACCAGGAUGGGGAGGAACAGCGGGGAGCAGCUCCUGGAGCAGCUGGCACUGGCCGGGAUAUGCAGGAGCAAAGGGGAGCAGCUCCUGGAGCAGCUCCUGGAGCGGCUGGCACUGGCCAGGAUGUGCAUGAGCAAGGGGGAGCAGUUCCUACAGCAGCUGGAUGGGCAGGAACAAGCAGGGAGCAGCCCAGGGAUGCACAGAGUCCUGUCCAUGGAUGCAACGCUCGCCCCAAGAGACCCCCGAGCUCCUGGCCAGUUUGGACACCCUGUUGCUGUCCCUGAUGACAAACAAGAAGAAGCAAAAAGUAGAUGGAAAGAAGGAAACUUCAAUGUCUACCUCAGCGACCUGAUCCCUGUGGAUCGAGCCAUCGCAGACACCAGGCCUGCCGGGUGCUCUGAGCAGCAGGUCCACGACGACCUGCCGACCACCAGCGUCAUCAUGUGCUUUGUGGACGAGGUGUGGUCGGCCCUGCUGCGCUCCGUGCACAGCGUGCUCAGCCGCUCUCCCCCGCGCCUCCUCGAGGAGAUCAUCCUGGUGGACGACUGCAGCACCAAGGAGUACCUGAAGGAGCAGCUGGAUGUGUACAUGUCGCGCUUCCCCAAGGUGAAGGUGCUGCACCUCCGGGAGAGGCACGGCCUGAUCCGGGCCAGGCUGGCAGGAGCUGAGAUUGCCACAGGCGCUGUGCUGACCUUCCUGGACUCGCACGUGGAGUGCAACGUGGGCUGGCUGGAGCCGCUGCUGGAGCGCGUCCGCCUGCGCCGCACCAAGGUGGCCUGCCCCGUCAUCGAGGUCAUCAGCGACAGGGACAUGAGUUACAUGACCGUGGACAACUUCCAGCGUGGGAUUUUCACUUGGCCAAUGAAUUUUGGAUGGAGGCAGAUUCCACAAGAGGUCAUUGAGAAAAAUAAGAUCAAGGAAACUGAUAUAAUAAGGUGCCCCGUCAUGGCAGGUGGCCUGUUCUCCAUCGAUAAGAAGUAUUUCUCUGAGCUGGGAAUGUACGACCCAGGACUGGAUGUCUGGGGAGGGGAAAACAUGGAGAUUUCAUUCAAGGUGUGGAUGUGCGGAGGAGAGAUCGAGAUAGUUCCGUGCUCCAGGGUCGGGCACAUUUUCAGGAAUGACAAUCCCUACUCCUUCCCAAGAGACCGCGUGAGGACGGUGGAGAGGAACCUGGCGCGCGUGGCCGAGGUGUGGCUGGACGAGUACAAGGAGCUGUUCUAUGGCCAUGCCUACCACCUGCUGCACAGCGUGGAUGUGGGCGACCUGAGCCAGCAGAUCCGGCUGCGGCAGAGGCUCCGCUGCAGAACCUUCCACUGGUACCUGCAGAACGUCUACCCGGACCUGGAGGCUCCCCUGGUCAAGGCCAGCGGGCAGCUCGCUAACGUGGCCCUGGCGGGGUGCAUCGCUGUGGAAGGCACCGCCCUGGCUUUUGAGAAGUGCGAUGCUAACAGCACGAACCAGAAGUUCAACUACACCUGGCUGAGGCUGAUCCAGCACGGAGAGCUGUGCCUGGCCCCGGCGGGCGUGCUGGGAGCCCUGGGCCUGCGCCAGUGCAGUGCCCACCUGGUCUCGCAGCACCCGCGCCUCCCGCAGCAGCCGGCGUGCCUGGAGGUGGAUGCCGCGUUCAGGGCCCUGCGGCUGAGGCGCUGUGAGGCCGGGAACCCCCGGCAGAAGUGGCAGUUCAGCAGGUACCACGCAGACUGA